UGGUCUCGGGAUGGACUAAUCAACCCUGCAGUCAUCUUUCUUUUUGAGUAUCUCAUUACCAUCGACUGCGAAGUUCGCCUUGCCUGGAGCCGCAAACUGUCGUGGGCCAGGCUCAUUUUCCUGCUCAAUCGAUAUAUCGCUCUUUUCCUCUAUUUUUUAUCCUUGAUUCCUCUGCUUCCAACCGGAAAUCUUUUUGUGAGCAGCACCCUCUCCUUACUCUACCCGUCGCUGACAUGA
Molecule: messenger RNA, 237 nt
Organism: Trametes versicolor FP-101664 SS1
Lineage: Eukaryota; Fungi; Basidiomycota; Agaricomycetes; Polyporales; Polyporaceae
Exons: 1
Source: RefSeq, a predicted model, not a curated record